AUGCCCCCAGAUGUUGAUCUUGAGAAAGCCAAGUUAAAAGCUCAGAAAAACAAUGACCUGAGAGAGCAGGCGAAUCUCUGUAACAGGCUUGGAGAAGUCCUGGCAAGACAUGGUGAGUUUGAGGAGGCUAUCAGAGAGCACCAGCAGGAGCUGCAGUUGUCAGAGGCGCUCAGUGAUGUGAUAGGCCGUGCGAUUGCUAACAGGAAGAUUGGAGAAUGCCUGGCUGAGAUUGGGAACUACGCAGGUGCCCUGAAGCAUCAGCGCAGACACCUUGAACUGGCCCGGUCAGUCAGCAACGACAUCGAGGAGCAGCGAGCCUGGGCUACCAUUGGUCGAACGUAUCUGUACAUCUAUGAAACGGACCAGUCGCGUGAGUCGCUGAAGGAGGCAGAGAAUGCAUUUAGGAAAAGCCUGGCCAUUGUGGAUGAGAGGCUGGAAGGUAAGGCUUCCCGCCACGAGUUGAGUGAGAUGCGAGCCAGACUCUACCUGAACCUGGGCUUCCUCUACGACAACCUGAAAGAGGCGGAUAAAUGCAACCACUACAUCUGCAAGAGCGUCUUCAUCGCUGAGCAGAACCAUCUGUACGAGGAUCUAUACCGAGCUAAUUUCAACCUGGGCAGUAUCCACUGGCGCAAUGGCCAACACUCCAAGUCUGUCCGCUGUCUGGAAGCUGCCAAGGAGUGUGCCAAGAAAAUGAAUGAAAAGUUUAUGGAGAGCGAGUGCUUUAGCAGCAUCGGGCAGGUCUUCCUGAACCUCGGAGACUUUGUGGCUGCAAAGCGUUCCCUGAAGAAGGCGUUUACACUGGGAUCCCAGCAGCAGGCAGAGCGAGACGCAGUCAGGAGGAACCUCAAAAACGCUGUGAAAGGCUGCCGAUUGGAAGAAGCUUUAUCUGAACUGGCAGACAAGGAGCAACAGCAGCAAGAGUUAUUGGGUCUGUGUGAACAGCUUGGGGAUCUCUGCUGUAAGGUGGGAUCCUACCGCAAGGCCAUCGACUACUACGAGAUGCAGCUGAAACAUGCCAAAUUGUUGAGGAGGCCUGAUCGGGAGCUGGCUGUCAUUCAUGUCUCACUGGCAACCACCUUCGCUGACCUGAAGGAUUACAGUCAGUCAGUCAAAUAUUAUGAAGCUGAACUGGCACUGCGCAAGGGAAAUCCUAAGGAGGAAUGUGAGACCUGGCUAAACAUGGCAUUGGCUAAAGAAGAAGGUGGAGAAUCCUUCAGCGAGUUGGAGAAAUGUUACCGGAAUGCACUGCAGAUUGCUGAGCAGGCUGAGCUACCCCGACUGCAGUUGCGAUCACUGAAGCUUCUUCACUUGGCACAGCAGAGAAUGGGGCAUCCCGAGGCCAGUGUCACUCUGGCCCAGUUUGAAGACCUAUCUCAGGCCCAGGGCAGUGAGAGUGGGGAUGACAGUGAUACAGAGGAAAUGGAGAACAGUGAGCCGCUGGAAGAUAGUGAACUGGAGCUCUCUGACAGCGAGAUUGUCCGUUUCCUGUUGAACCACCCGGUGAAUGUGAAUGACCCUGGGGGACCCUACUGUGAGGGGAUCACACCACUUCACGAUGCUAUCACCUGUGGAAACUUCGAUGUGGCUGAGCUACUGAUUUUAAAAGGAGCCUCGGUGACAAUGCGCAACGCCAAGGGUCACACCCCGCUGGACAGUCUACACGAGUGGAAUCAGACUUACUGCAAACACCUGGAUCAGGAUACCAAACAGCAGUGCAAACGCAUCGAGAAACUGCUGAGGAGCAGCUCAGCCAGAGAUUUGCAGCCAGUUCAAGUCCUUCAAGACAGUGAACUGUUUGAUUCUGAGAGUUCACAGCCACAGGAGUUAAUCGAAGUGUGUGCUACUGCCUCUAUGUCUGAUCUCCCCAAUGAGCGAGAGAGAGGAUAUCGGCGCAAGGAUAUGGUAGGUCAGUGUCGAAGCAGACCGGAUUUGAGCACAGCUCCUGUGACCCAGACCAACCUGCUCUGGGCUCGGUUACACAGCACUGAUGAUCUGUCUGAUGGCCCUGGCAAGCCUCUAGUGUCCAGUACCCAGAUGACCACUCGCAACCGGCUGGAUUGGUCUGCUCUCGGGGAGGAGGGCUCUUCUGAAGAGGAGGUUCCAGUGGAGCUGUGCCAACCGGUGAAGAAACGACACAGGAUCAUAGGUCAGAUGUCUUCCACAGGCCCAGGACGGACAAACUCUAACAGUGGCCGAUUACCCACUCUGGUUGAUGACUCUGGUUCGAGUCAGGAAGAGGCGAGUGAGUGGCAUUCGCCUGGGACAGGGCAGGAAUGUGAUUUUGAUGCUCCCAGUGUUGGGACAUCCACUUAUGUGCAGGCUAUCCGGAAUUUAGGGAGUGCAAAAUCCAGGAUUUUAUCCCAAUCUUUAGCAGCGCCAUCCGUUCAGCCAGCACCGGCCACCAGGAAGUCGGCGUUGAUCCCAGAUAGUGAGUACACGGAGGACAGCUGGCUGGACGAUGAUCUGGGUAAUAGCCGAGCCAAGAAGAGACCCCGGGAACAGAGACAUGUGGGCAGGGUCACUGACCCAGAGGAGCCUGGCCUCGGUGGCGAAGGUGAUCCCAGUCGGAGCUCACAUCUGCCUGGGAGCCGUGAGAGGACCACUGCGCAGAAAAAACGCUCAAAGCAGAUGCGCAUGACCCAGAUAGUGGACAGGGUGGUGGUCAGGAGGACAGCAAAUGACAGCAACAGCAACAAUGUGAGGAGCACCUCCCUGGUCACUGGUACAACCAGCGAGCCAACAUCAGCUUCCAGCUCACUGUUUCUUGGUGUUACCAGCUCGGUGCUCAGUAACCCGUUGAUCCUGUGCCCGUUCUCUUUCUCUCCCUCUCUCUCUCUCUCUCUCCAGGUUUCAACCCUACAGUUUGCACCUGUCACCCCAGCAGCACCUCCAUCGAUCAGAGUGAGGGUCAGAGUGCAAGAUAAUGUCUUCCUGAUCCCAAUAGCACACAGUGACACUGAGGUACGGACUGUUUCCUGGUUGGCAGAACAGGCCACUCAGCGACAUUACCAAAUGUGUGGGCUCCGGCCCAAGCUCAUGCUGAAGAAGGAAGGGGCACUUCUGUCCCCACAGGAUCCCAUCAUCCAUGUUCUACAAAGCAACGAGGAGGUCCUGGCUGAGGUCGUGUCCUGGGAUCUGCCUCCACUCUCUGAACGAUACAAGAGGGCCUGUGACAGUCUGUCAUUGGCUGUUAAUGGUCUGGUGUUGAGGGUGUGUGAGACCCAGGAGAACAGUCCCUGCUUCCAGCUAUCCAGCCUGUCGCUGACCAAGGAGCACCUGACCCCCCUCCUGCGGGCCCUCAAACUGCAGACCACUGUCCGGCAGCUCUGCCUCUCCGCCAAUCGUCUUGGUGACGAUGCCAUGGAGGAACUGGUGGCCUGCCUGGUGACCAUGCCCAACCUGUCCGUGCUGGACCUCUCCUCCAAUCAGAUCACACACCAAGGCCUGAGGACUCUCUGUGAGACCAGCAGAGUCUCCCAGGAUGCCCCAUUCCAAAGUCUGGAGGAGUUGAACCUCAGCCUCAAUCCUUUGGGUGACGGCUGCUCUCAGUCUAUAGCCUCUCUCAUCAAAUCCUGCCCUCUACUGAGCACGCUGAAAUUCCAGGCCUGUGGGCUCACAGCCAAGUUCCUGCAGAAUUACCGCCUCCUGCUGACAGAAGCUAUGAAAGGCGCAGGGCACUUGAAGACAGUCUGCCUGUCACACAAUGCUCUGGGCUCAGUAGGAACUGAGCUGAUCCUACAGAGCCUGCCUCAGCACACCGUCAGCCAUCUGGAUAUCGCCGCCGUGAUCAGUAACCACGGUGACACUUUGGUAAUGGAGCACCUUGCCAGAUACCUGUCCCAGGGUGAUUGCAAUCUGACCCAUCUUAACCUCUCUGGGAAUCACCUGACUGAUGAUUCUGUCAGAGAUCUGUGCAGGUGCCUGUUACUGUGUCCAUCCCUGGUUUCUCUGGAUGUUUCAGCCAAUUCUGGGAUAACGACAGUGGGAGUGGAGAUGCUGUUUGGUGCGGUGAGAGAGCGGAGCUGUGGAAUGCAGUACCUGAAUGUUUCUGGCUCCUCUGUCCAUGGCCCAUCAAACGUCACGGCCCUCGGAGUAAAGCUUGGUGAGCUGAGGCUCUGCAGCAGCUGUCUCGAUAAGUACGAGAAGGACAGUGUGCUGAGCAGCUGGCAGGAUGGGGUAGCACACAAGGUUCAGACUGUGUCCCACCUCCACAAGUGUCUGAUCAGGGCACUGCCCAGCAGCCUCUCCUAAAACACAGUCCUCCUUUCACACAUGUCGCUGUUUAUAUGUAACUAACAUAUUUUUAUCUGUGCAUUUUGUUCUGAUUGUACAAUAUGUAUUAAACUAGAGAUAUCUACA
Messenger RNA from Rhincodon typus (whale shark), 4362 nucleotides. Its product is annotated as tonsoku-like protein. Gene Ontology annotation, molecular function: protein binding. Lineage: Eukaryota; Metazoa; Chordata; Chondrichthyes; Orectolobiformes; Rhincodontidae. The record is from RefSeq and is a predicted model, not a curated record. The transcript has 23 exons. Bases 1 to 4254 code for a protein of 1417 amino acids.